UUUGAAAAGGAAAUAGCUUGAUUAUAUUGCCCAGUAUAUAGUUGAAUUUGCCCAGUUGUACCUGUUCAGAGGAGCAGCGACGUCACGCAGAGGGCGUGGCCUCGUCAACCUGUGCGUGCACUGAUGUUUGAGAGACACUUGCAGACGCUGAAUCACAGUGAAGGAAAUGUGAACGAGUGUGACGAGAGAUUGAGUUUUUCCACAGGGUUUGAAACCGGGAUAGCGUGUAUCGAUGAUUCUUCCAGCGGUUUUCAACUUCUGUGAUUCGCACGGAGCCUGAAGGACUUAAAGAUGAUGCUCAACUUUCUCCCGGUGCGAAAAUUCAAGCGCAACGGCAGAUAUAUCGUGUUCGGGGUGGUGCUGAUGGUCGCGUUGCUGGCGGCUUAUUUGGAGUUCAGGGCCACGAGCGAGUGGAGCAGCACUGACGUAACCGUCCGCAGUGAAAACGUCGCCAGGUCAAAAGCUGCUGUUCGAUGUGUGUCUCAAGAAGAUCACAUCUCUAAUGAUAAUCAUGAUAAAGACAUCUGGACACCAAAAAACACUCAACAGCCAUGGAGGAUGGAGUAUAAAGGACUGGCUAAUCUUCACAUCUUUGAGGACUGGUGUGGGACGUCAAUAGCUCAGCUACGGAAGAAUCUACAUUAUCCACUAUAUCCUCACAAUCGUUCAACUGUGAAGAAACUUGCUGUGUCGCCCAGUUGGACCAAUUAUGGACUCAGGAUAUUUGGCUACAUACAUCCUUAUACUGAUGGUGACUUUCUGUUUGCAGUGGCGUCUGAUGAUAACAGUGAGUUCUGGCUCAGCGAUGAUGAGAAUCCCGAUAAUCUGAAGCUCCGUGCUUACGUUGGAAAGACUGGCAUAGAAUGGACCGCCCCAGGGGAGUAUGGGAAAUACGCCAGUCAGAUAUCAGAUCUCAUUCCUCUUCAGAAGAACAAUAAAUAUUUCUUUGAACUCCUUCAUAAGCAAAACGAUCAAGGAACGGACCAUGUGGAGGUUGCGUGGCAGCACAAACAGACUGGACACGGAUUUUCAAUCAUCGAUUCCAAGUUCAUCUCCCUCUAUACCGAUGAGUCCACUCUGACGGCGGGAGAUGUCAAUCACAUUCCUCUAACUGCUGCGAGUCAUGUGACUCCUCCCCAGAAGUCAUCUCAGAAUCCGCCCCAUGGAGUAGACAUGCUGAGAACAGAUCCACGAGACUCGUUUCAUCAGGUUCCAUUACUGGACAGGGUGCGUAUGCAGGGAGUUUUACCUGACUGUAUCUAUAACCCCAGCUACAUCAUAAAGGGAUAUCCUCUAAUGCGCUACCAGGGCCUGCAGUUUGUGCACCUGACGUAUGUGUAUCCUAAUGACUACACACGGCUCACACACAUGGAGAGCAAUAACAAAUGUUUCUACCGUGAGAAGCCGUACUACAUGGACAGAUAUGGCUUCUCACACUACAUUCAACUUGAUCAGCCUGGAAAUCAAGAGUUUAUCAAAUUCAAAGGAGCUGAAAAUGAUGAGAAGGAGCGGCAAGUGGAAGGUAUGGAGAGGAACGAGGUUCUCCAAGAUUACGCCGAGUAUUAUGAUUACUCGAUGCAGAUGCGCCGCAAUCUGUUCUCUGUCCAGGAAAAUGUCAGAAUCAGAAAAAAGAAAGAAGAUGGGAAAAUAGAUGUCAGAUUUGAUCAGAUGGACCAAGACAACCAAGCUAAGGGAAUCCAAAAACUGCCUGAAGAACCUCGGAACGAUCCAGAGGAACCACAGCACCAACAGAGAAGAAAGAAGAAAAAGAGACGCCCUCAACAACACCUGAAGGACCAACGCUACCUUCAAAACGGACCUUCUGAGGUGAAGACCCAUGACCAGGGAAAGGAAAACGACUCUGUGGUCGCACAACAGAUUCAGAAUAAUGUCAUGGAGAAGAUACCUGAUCAGCAGAAUCCAGGACCAGCUCAGAAAGAAGACCGCUGGAGGUCAGAGGUGAAACAUCAAAUGGACCAAUCGCUUAGUCAGGAUGGUGGAAUUGAGCUCCACCCGCUUAAAGCACCACACGGCUAUAAUAGCGAUGGAAAUCCAAACCCUGUUGCAUUCAGAGACAGAGAUAUUCCACUGGAGAACAUACAAGAAGUCAAUAAGUUGAAGAAAAGAUUAGUGACCAACCCUGCCAUGUUUGAUGAGGUCCAGAAUGAACGUCAUGACCUUGUGAAUCGGAUGGGUAAUCGGAAAGUCUUUCUGGGAGGUCAUGAGGACAAGGCACCCAAGAACUCAUUAGAUGUGGUAGAAGUAAAGAAGAAUAACCGUACAGAUGAACGAUCAUCUUUGGAUGGGGAUGAAGUCAAAGCAGAAGCUUUGAGGCCCAAACACCCAAAACGUAAAGCAGAAAAAGCUUUGCAUGUUUUGAAGGACAACCCUAAAAAGGCUGUAGUAGAUGACAACAAUGAAAAUGACAGCAAUAAUAUCAUCAAGCAUAAAAAUGUGGCACAUCAGCUCCAAAUCACUCAAAAUCCACAACAAAACGCAUUAUAUAACCAGGCCAAUGAGCAUAAGACAUUGGUCCUUGCUGCUCCGUCCACAAAAGAACAUAACAACUUGGGCCGUGUGAAUGAUGCCAGAAAGGAAAAUGAGAAGCAGGAUAAUGCAAUACAUAUAGAAGAGAUUAAAGAUGGACAAGAUGAAGACUCUUGGGUGGAUCAUGGUUUCUCAGAGGAAGAAGACUACGACCUCUUCACUAAGGCUUUGUUUGACGUGGAAGUCAAGUGGAAUCAGACGUUCCAGGCUAAACCCCUAGAUCUGAAUGUCAUGCGCUCCGAUUGGAUCGAUCUGAAGUGUAAUGUGUCUGGAAACUUGCUACUCGACGAAUCAGAAGCAUUGUCCGUAGUUGAAGCUUUCAUGAAGAAACUAAACAAGAAAUAUCCAAGGCAGUUCACUCUAGGUCAUAUUGUGAACAUUGAGAAGAAGCCUGAUUUUAAUUUGGGCAGUAGAUAUCUACUGGAACUGGACCUGCUGGAGGCAUCAGGACACCACCUGCGCCUGGUUCAGUACAUCUUUGUGAAAAGAACUGAUGAUUGGGGUUCUUAUAAAAAACAAAAGGUUCAGGAUGCAGAAUUUAAGCUUUGCAAUCCAUAUAGCUUCUACUGGAAUCCGACUGCUACUGUCCACUUCAUCAUUCCAGUGAAGAACCAGGCCCGUUGGGUAGUGCAGUUUAUAACUGACAUGGAGGAGUUAUACCGCACCACUAGAGAUCAGAACUUCAACAUCAUCAUUACUGACUAUGAAAGCACUGAUAUGAACAUAGAAAAAGCACUGCAAAACUCUUAUUUACCCAGGUAUCAGUACCUCAGGCUAAGUGGAAAAUUUGAGCGAUCAGCAGGACUGCAGGCAGGAAUUGACCUCAUUACUGAUGACCACAGCAUUGUGUUUCUUUGUGAUCUGCACAUCCAUUUUCCACCUGGCUUCAUUGACACUGUGAGAAAACACUGUGUGGAGGGACACAUGGCCUUUGCUCCCAUAGUCAUGAGACUGAACUGUGGUGCUACACCUCUGGAGCCUGAUGGUUAUUGGGAGGUCAAUGGCUUUGGACUCCUGGGCAUUUAUAAAUCAGACCUGGACUACAUUGGGGGCAUGAACACCAAAGAAUUCACUGACCGCUGGGGUGGAGAGGACUGGGAACUACUGGACAGGAUCCUUCAGGGAGGGCUGGAGGUGGAACGUCUCUACCUGAGGAACUUCUUCCAUCACUUCCACUCAAAGCGAGGAAUGUGGAAUCACCAGAUGCUGCGCAAUACGUAACCAUUUCAACAGUCUUGCCGCUGCUGAGCACCGGUUACUAUGGCACUUUAAACGUUUGGUGAACCUCAGGACAUUCCAGAUGUGCGUUCCAGAUCGCAUCUGACUGAAGGUGAUUUUGAGGUGAAAAUGAGUGGAAACAAACACAGAGACUCAGGAAAAGGAUGUCUGUGAUGUUUGUCUGAAGAUGAGUUAUGCAACAUUUCCAGCUGCUAUGGGAUCAUUUCCAGAGUUUAAAUGAUUCUCUGAUGCCAACUACACUGUUGAGGGAUGGGGGGGAAAUGUAAAAAGAAAUAGGUGCAGGUCAUUUAUGGUUUCAGCAUCACUUUGGUGUUGUCAUGGACUUCCAGGUCAAUAAUAUGCCUUCAGUUGCCUCUGGCUAAGUAUUCUGUUCUGACAGACAGAAAUGUGACGUUCAAUGAGAUGUAUAUACUGAGAAAAUAAAUGUGUCUUUAUUCAGGUAGAUGAGUGUUUUGGGUGAGGGGUUUGACUUAGCAUCACUGUGACCAAAACCAAAGAGAUGUGCAAUAUUCCCAGAGGCACGGAGCAUGCAGAUAGUUUUUGAAAAGUGAAUUAAUUCAAGUUAGAAAUGCUGUUCCAUUUUCAGGUCAAUCGCGUAAAGCCUAUGACGCUGUGUCAUAUUUCAUCCCCAAAAUACAAAAGAAAGAAAGACCCCCCCCCCCCCCCCCCUCAUGAAAAUUAGGCAUGUUGUACUCCCAAAUUCUUAAUGUAAUGCAGAAAAAUAAAGAUAUAUUAUUAGAAAUUGAAAGUCUGAUUUAAAGGUAAAAAAAAAUAUUUUGUUAUUGUAAUACAGCACAGGAAAACUAAAAGGUAAAACAGUCAUUCUAUCAAUGAGAAUUUUUAGUACAGAUGUGGUUAAUUGUCAUUACACAUACUGUCACAGUACCUUCAUUGAAGGCUUCAUUUUCUUUAUGCAAAAUCUAAUUUUGGGGGGAGAGAGGUAUAGGUUAUGAAAUAGCCUCGUUUUUGUGAUAUUUUCCAUUUUUAAAGUAAAAUUCAAGGUGUUUUGAUGAUGAAAAUGCCCCUUUUUUCUGAAAAAGCCAUGUGUUUUAUGAGUUUCAUUCCUGAGCAGCCAGUUUUUUUGUGUUCAUGACACAUUCCAGCCAUUAAGUCUGGCACAUGUCAAUUCAUAUUGAUUCAACCCUCUACAGUAUUACUUUUAAAAUAAAUUGGAUCCUAAUAAUAUUCAUCAAAAACACAAAUAAAGUGGUUUUCAGUUUUUACUUUAGGGGUUUAUGAGUUUGUACUAUGAUGAAUUGCUGCCCAAUGAAAGCUGAUGUAAGCCAUGCUCACUUAUUUAUAAGUGCCUUUGCUGUUUAAUUUCGAGGAAAUCCGAUGGACAUAGCUACUGUACACUCUGUUUUAUGUGGGGAUUUGGUGCUGUUUUUCCAGAGAUUUUUUUUAAUGGUUAUACACAUGCUCUAAAUGCAUUGUAGAUCUGACAGUCAAUAGUCUGUUAUUUAUAAAAUCAGUAGUGUUUUUUUUUUUUUUUUUUUUAAAUAAUUAUUUUGUCCAUACAUUUUUUUUUUUUUUUAUAUGAAGGAUCUUGUUGGAGGCAAAGUAAAAAUGAAUUGUUUAUGCAGAUCACCAACAACCUUAAAAUAAAAUGUUUCUUCAGGUUU
Messenger RNA from Megalobrama amblycephala (Wuchang bream), 5408 nucleotides. It is a transcript of the gene b4galnt3b, whose product is annotated as beta-1,4-N-acetyl-galactosaminyl transferase 3b. Gene Ontology annotation, cellular component: Golgi cisterna membrane. The transcript has 20 exons. Lineage: Eukaryota; Metazoa; Chordata; Actinopteri; Cypriniformes; Xenocyprididae. Gene Ontology annotation, molecular function: acetylgalactosaminyltransferase activity. The coding region runs from base 292 to 3768 and encodes 1158 amino acids. The record is from RefSeq and is a predicted model, not a curated record.